UGCAAAAAAGAAUGUGUAGGUCACGUGCAAAAAAGAAUGGGUAAACGUCUACGUGAUCUAGUAAAUAAAACUGUUGAACAUAAAGUUGUAAAAACCGGAAAAAAUGCUGGUAAAACAAGACAAAGUAAAUUACUCGGUGGCAAAGGAAAGCUCACUGGAAAAGUCAUUGAUAAUUUGAGUCGAUACUACGGAGCAGCAAUCAGACAUAAUUGUGAUUCUUUAGAAGGAAUGAAAAAUGCAGUCUGGGCAACGUUCUACCACCAGCAGUCAACAGACGAUUACCCUCAACACCAUAAGUGCAUGAGCGGUGAGAACUCGUGGUGUUCGUAUCAAAAAGCUUUGGCCACAACAGGAGUGGAAAAUUUCAAUCAUGACUACACUCCACUUCCACAAGAUAUCAUAGAAGCGAUCAAACCGAUUUAUGAAGAUUUGAGUAAAGACGAACUUCUAGAAAGGUGUCUUGGAGGUUUUACUCAAAAUGCCAACGAAAGUUUGAACCAGCUGACUUGGAGAAUUGCACCGAAAAAAUUAUCUGGCAGCAGACAAAUUGUUAAAUUUGCAUCUUAUGUAGCUGCAUGCACAUUCAAUGAAGGUGCUGGUGCUCUUCUAACUUUUCUGUCUGACAUGGACGUCAGUGUCGGCCCAAGCGCUCACGAGUAUGCAUCAUCUACGGACAGCAAUCGCAUUGAUAGGGCCGAGUUCCAAGCUGUGCAGCAGAGCAAAGAAGCCAGAAUAAAACGAAGACUUGAAAAAAAACAGGCUGAAGACAUCGACAAUGCUGAAGGAUGUGUGCUGUAUGGAGCUGGAAUUGAUGAUUCUGUAUAAUUUCCGGCCGAGUUACAGUGAACACCGCAAAUUGUUUUUUUUUUCAAGACGUCCUGGGGGAAGCUCUGUCACGGGCUAAUGGUUUAAUAUUUUUGUAUGAAAAAUUUA
Cotesia glomerata is the source of this 933-nucleotide messenger RNA. RefSeq lists its product as uncharacterized. The record is from RefSeq and is a predicted model, not a curated record. The coding region runs from base 37 to 825 and encodes 262 amino acids. NCBI's taxonomy places the organism in Eukaryota, Metazoa, Arthropoda, Insecta, Hymenoptera, Braconidae. The transcript is spliced from 2 exons.